Sinocyclocheilus rhinocerous is the source of this 966-nucleotide messenger RNA. Its product is annotated as dehydrogenase/reductase SDR family member 11-like. Bases 143 to 688 code for a protein of 181 amino acids. The record is from RefSeq and is a predicted model, not a curated record. Gene Ontology annotation, molecular function: oxidoreductase activity. The transcript has 6 exons. Lineage: Eukaryota; Metazoa; Chordata; Actinopteri; Cypriniformes; Cyprinidae.
AAUGGUAGUACAGUUCAACAAGCCUUGCUGAAUUAUUUUUCUCUUCUUGUAGAAAUUAGCAACAGAAUGUGUUAGCUGUGGAUUCACUGGCACACUGCUUCCAUACAAAUGUGAUCUCUCGGUAGAGGAGGACAUCUCAUCCAUGUUUGCCUGGAUUAAAGUCCAACAUCAGGGCAUUGACGUGUGCAUUAAUAACGCUGGCUUGGCUCUCCCUGAACCUAUAUUAAGUGGCAAAACCAGUGGAUGGAGGACCAUGAUUGAUGUGAAUGUUAUUGGACUGUCAGUGUGCACGCGUGAGGCUUACAUGUCUAUGAAAGAAAGAGAUGUUGAUGAUGGGCAUAUCAUUAACAUUAACAGUAUGAGUGGACAUCGGGUGGUGCCCAGUGCUAAUGUACACUUUUACAGUGCCACUAAAUAUGCCGUAACUGCUCUCACAGAAGGUCUGCGGCAAGAGUUACGGGAGGCUAAGAGCCACAUACGUGCCACAAGUAUAUCUCCUGGUAUAGUGGAGACUGAGUUUGCUUACCGGCUCUUACGUAACAACCCAGAAAAAGCAGCAGCUAGCUAUGCAAGUAUAAAGUGCCUAAAAGCAGAUGACAUAGCCAGUGCAGUGGUGUAUGUCCUAAGUGCUCCUCCUCAUGUCCAGAUUGGUGAUAUUCAGAUGAGGCCUGUGGAACAGACAUCAUAACUCUUUUAACAGAUAAACAGAGGAUCCCUAUCGUCUUGACCGGCAUCCUAACAGCUCAUAAACAAUUUAAAAUGUUAUUUGUGGAGGUGUCAAAGAUGACAUUAGUGUUCCUUAUCUUUUUUAAAUUAUUUACAAUACAAUUCAUAAUAAAAUGCAAGCGGCCCACAAUCCAAACAUUGCUCUGCCUCAUGCUACAUUUACAUGCUACAUGCUACUUAACCAGUAUCUCUUUUGAGAAUUGUUUUUCUUUCUUUUGUAAAUGUGAGCCUGGAGCACAA